Molecule: messenger RNA, 492 nt
Organism: Mercenaria mercenaria
Lineage: Eukaryota; Metazoa; Mollusca; Bivalvia; Venerida; Veneridae
Product: complement C1q tumor necrosis factor-related protein 2-like
Exons: 2
Coding region: 1-492 (163 amino acids)
Molecular function (GO): protein binding
Source: RefSeq, a predicted model, not a curated record
AUGGCUUCAGAAAGAAUAACCAAAACAACUAGACUGAGUAAACGCGGAAACGAAAGAGGUAUUGUGAAGUCAAGACAAAGGCGUGUUCCCGAAAUUGUCUCAUUCACUGCGUACCUAAGUCAAAGAAUUGACCAUAUGGGAGUCGGUCAUCAUGUUGUUUUUGAUAAGAUACUCACGAACGAUGGUGCGGGUUACAACAGCAAUACUGGAAUAUUCACUGUCCCUGAUACUGGACUCUACCUAUUUACCUACAGCGUGAAUGACCACUUCGACCGAAGCAUGUUACAACUUGUAGUGGAUGGAAGUAAUUUAGUUGAUAUUAUAGUCGACCCGGACUCCAGCACAGAGGAGGCAAUGAGUGGCAAUACGGCGAUCAUUCAUGUGAGUCAGGGACAGUCGGUAUGGAUCCAGGAGUAUCAUAUACAUGAUGGGUCCAUUUGGUCGGAUAAUACCGGAAGAUAUUGCAAAUUUUCUGGAGGUUUACUGUACUGA